GAUGGCCCGCAUUCAUACCCUUUAAAUCCGCCCCGAUCCGACCUCACUCCAACCUCUCCGCCUCCUUCCUUUCGUUCCCGCUCAUCGUCGCCGUCAUCACGGCGGCUGCUGCAUGGCGAUCCACUCCAUAACGAUGAAGACCAGACUCUUGCCGACGCCUUCGGUGAUGAGGAUGGAUCGGAUGAAGAUGACGAACCUGAUGAUAGACAACGACUAAUGCGCGCCAACCCGGAUUUCGGAUCGUCCGCAGAUAGUCACACGACGGCGGCAGGGUCGCAAGACACGGAUCGGACUUCCACACCUGCACGACGACCGACCAUUCUACCCAGCUUUACCACACCUGGGUCUGGGGGGAGCCGAUCUGUCGCUCCAUCAAACGACGGAGUCUUCGCCAAUCUAGCCGCCAAGCCUGAACGCGGCGAGAAGAAUGAGGACCUCCCUCCUUCUUACGAAGAAGCCGCCGCCGAUGCGACACCGCCAUACUGGGAGACCACGAUUGUGGCGCCUGGUAUCUCGUCAGAUGAAGUCUACGUCGAUGGGCUGCCGGUCGGAUCCAUUUUCUCUUUCGUGUGGAAUGCAAUGAUCUCGAUGUCCUUCCAGCUGGUCGGCUUCCUGCUGACCUACCUGCUGCACACCACCCACGCCGCCAAGAAUGGCAGCCGAGCAGGUCUCGGCCUUACUCUUGUUCAAUACGGGUUCUAUAUGAAGGGAGGUAGUGAUUCUUCGGGGGGCGAGGGAGGCAGUGACCAAUAUGUGCCACCGCCAGAUCCCAAUAGUCACAAUUUCGAUCCCAAUAAUGUCGCCGACACCACCGGGGGUGGUGAUGGUGGCGCCAUGUCGGGCAUCACCACCAGCGAGUGGAUUUCGUAUAUCCUUAUGAUUGUUGGAUGGUUCAUCUUGAUCCGCGCCGUUAGCGACUUCCUCCGUGCCCGGCGCCAUGAGCAGUUGGUCUUACAAAGCCCCGAUCGCGGACUGGGUGUCCCCAUCAUUGCGGAAGGAGAACGGUCCGAGACUGUUGUCUAA
Molecule: messenger RNA, 1023 nt
Organism: Penicillium macrosclerotiorum
Lineage: Eukaryota; Fungi; Ascomycota; Eurotiomycetes; Eurotiales; Aspergillaceae
Product: metal homeostatis BSD2 family protein
Exons: 3
Biological process (GO): ubiquitin-dependent protein catabolic process; positive regulation of protein ubiquitination; vacuolar transport
Cellular component (GO): Golgi apparatus; endoplasmic reticulum; perinuclear region of cytoplasm
Source: RefSeq, a predicted model, not a curated record